UGUUUCCAGGGUGGACGGCCCUUCCGGUCGCGGAAAUGGCAAUGUCUACAGCAUGGGCGGUUCCAAAACAGGUUCGCGCGGUGUCAUCUGGCAGCAGGCCAGUGGCUGUGAAGCGAAGGACCCCAGCUCCAAGAUCGGCCGCAGGGCAGAUCUUGACAGCUUCAGUGGGCAGCCUGCUCGCAUGCCAAGCCGCAAGGUACAGUAGAUCACGCGCUCGCAGAGACCGAGCCUGUCGCGUCAUGCGUCAGGCAGAUCUGCGGUUCAAAGUGGGCGACAGGGUGGAGUGCUAUGUGGAUGGCUUCCAAUCUGGUACCAUCGUGAAGCUGCGAUACCACGAGCCUGGCUGGCCUGAAGAGAAGACAGUGCCAUAUCAGGUGAAACUGGACAUGGGGAUGACCAUCUAUGCGCCACUGGAUAGAGAUGACUGCAUUCGCAAGGCUGAAGGUAUUUUGGCAAAGGGAAGGAUCCCGGUGACCGUGCUGACAGGUUUCUUGGGUGCUGGGAAGACAACUUUGCUGAAUUACAUUCUUCGUUCUCAGCAUGGGAAGAAGUACGCAGUGAUCGAAAACGAGUUCGGCGAUGCCGCUAUCGAUGAGAUGCUUUUGGAGGAGGGUGCUGGCAAGCAAUCCACGAUGGAGUCCGUAACCGUCCUGGACAACGGUUGCCUUUGCUGCUCCCUCCGUGAUGACCUGGUGCUGGCGAUCCGUAAUAUCGUUGACACGGUGGAGGAUCGACUGGCACGCGGAGUCCCAGAUGCGGCCUUGGACGGCAUUUUGAUCGAGACCACCGGCAUGGCAGACCCGGGACCCGUGUGCAAGACCUUUAACUUGGACCCGGUGGUCAACAAGUACUGCAAGAUUGAUGGCAUCCUCACUGUGGUCGAUGGAGUCCAUUUUUUGGAUCAAUUGGCACGGGAGCGACCAGAGGGUACCGUCAAUGAGCCCGCUCAGCAAGUGGGCUUUGCUGACAAGGUGCUGUUGAACAAAGUGGAUGCCGUCAGCCCCGCGAAGCUGAAACGAACCAGUGAGGCCAUCCGUUCAGUCAAUGCCUUCGCGCCCAUUGUGGAAUGCAGUUUGUCGCUGAAGCCCGAUGCGGUGCCAGUGCAGGACUUAGUGGAGAUUGAUGCCUUUGAUGCCACCAAGCUGUUGACAGAGGAGAGUGAGCAAGGUGAAGUGGACCUUGCUCACAGUGGUCACAGCCACAGCCAAAGUCAUGAAAGUCGCGAUGGUCACAGUCAUGGCGACCAUGGCGAUGGAGAUUGCCACGAUCCAAGCUGUACAGAUUCAUCGCACGGCCACAGUCAUGCCCAUGCCCACGAUCUGGACUGCCAUGAUCCAGACUGCCAAGACCCAUCGCAUGGACAUAGCCAUGAUGCACAGACCCCUCAUGACACGGGGAUCAGCUCAGUCGUGUUGGAAGUCAAGGAUAGACCACUGGAUGUCCAGAGCUUUAACGACUUGUUAGAUGAGCUGCUGGAAAAUAGUGUGGAUCUCUACCGAUACAAGGGCAUCAUUGCGUUCGAAAAGGAAGGCACAGUGGUGCGCUAUGUGCUGCAGGGAGUGCACGACAUGCUGGAUAUUGCCUUCUCCGGAGAAUGGCCCGCAGAGAAGCCGCUACGUACGCAGGUGGUCCUCAUCGGCCGGCACUUGGACAAGGACGAACUGCAGGAGCGCAUGAAUCGUUGCGCCUUGCUACCAGACACCGUCUGAGG
Messenger RNA from Cladocopium goreaui, 1711 nucleotides. NCBI's taxonomy places the organism in Eukaryota, Dinophyceae, Suessiales, Symbiodiniaceae. The record is from the annotation of a GenBank genome assembly.